This is a messenger RNA of Jatropha curcas, 1702 nucleotides long. It is a transcript of the gene MOT1, whose product is annotated as molybdate transporter 1. The record is from RefSeq and is a predicted model, not a curated record. NCBI's taxonomy places the organism in Eukaryota, Viridiplantae, Streptophyta, Magnoliopsida, Malpighiales, Euphorbiaceae. Gene Ontology annotation, biological process: molybdate ion transport. Gene Ontology annotation, molecular function: molybdate ion transmembrane transporter activity.
UUUGAAAUCUUAACAGAUUGGAAUAUUGAGUUUGUACUUUAAUGUCCCUCACUUCUAAGCUUUGCAAAUACAAAGAGAAGCACAUUCCUUUAUUUUCUUCACAACGCAGAGACAUGCAAUGGAGUCCCAAAGCCAACAACUACCUAUUUCUAAUGCCGUACGGUGCCAAAACCAAACUGAAACACCCACCUCCAAAUCUCCAUCGUAUAUAAUUCAUAUUCUGAGACAAAAUUUGAUCUUUCAAUCAAAAUGGGCAGAGCUGAAUGGUGCAAUGGGAGACCUGGGCACUUAUAUACCAAUAGUAUUAGCCUUGACACUAGCCAGUGACCUAAACUUAGGCACAACAUUGAUAUUCACUGGCAUAUACAAUAUUGUCACUGGUGCUAUUUAUGGUGUGCCCAUGCCAGUCCAGCCGAUGAAAUCAAUUGCUGCAGUGGCUAUAUCGAAUACUGAUAAUUUUGGUAUUCCAGAAAUUAUGGCUGCAGGAAUUUGCACUGGAGGAAUUCUUUUGAUUUUGGGUGUUACCGGUUUGAUGCAACUAGUUUAUAAGAUAAUUCCACUAUCUGUUGUUAGAGGUAUUCAGCUUUCACAAGGGUUAUCUUUUGCAAUGACUGCUGUUAAAUAUAUUAGAAAAGUUCAAAACUUUUCAAAAUCUAAAUCUAGUGGAGAUAGGCAUUGGUUGGGAUUGGAUGGGUUGGUUUUGGCCAUCGUUUGUGCUUCCUUUAUUAUUAUAGUGAAUGGCUCAGGUGAAGAGAGAGAAGAAGGACAAGAGAGUAAUGAAGACAAUUUGGUGUUUGAAGAAAUGACUAAGAGAAGAAGACUAAAGAAAUUUAUUGCGUCCCUUCCUUCUGCUUUUAUGGUGUUUUUGUUAGGUGUGGUUUUGGCAUUUAUAAGAAAGCCUGAAGUGGUGAAAGGUAUUAAAAUAGGCCCAUCUUCUAUUGAAAUAGUGAAAAUUCCAAAGCAUUCAUGGAAAUCAGGGUUCAUUAAGGGCACAAUUCCUCAGCUUCCUUUAUCAAUACUAAACUCUGUUAUUGCUGUUUGUAAAUUAUCAUCUGAUCUUUUUCCUGGAAAGGAUUUUUCGGCUACUUCAGUUUCUGUGACUGUAGGGUUAAUGAAUUUAGUGGGUUGUUGGUUUGGGGCUAUGCCAUGUUGCCACGGGGCAGGUGGGUUAGCUGGUCAGUACAAAUUUGGAGGCAGGAGUGGUGGGUGUGUGGCUCUUCUUGGUGCAGCUAAAAUGGUAUUGGGUUUGAUUAUAGGAAGUUCUUUGGUGAUGAUAUUGAACCAAUUUCCAGUAGGAGUUUUAGGGGUGCUAUUAUUGUUUGCUGGAGUAGAGUUGGCUAUGGCUUCAAGAGAUAUGAAGACAAAGGAGGAAUCUUUUGUGAUGCUUAUAUGCACUGCAGUUUCUCUUGUGGGUUCAAGUGCUGCACUUGGAUUUGUGUGUGGGAUUGUUGUGCAUUUGCUUCUUAAGCUUAGAAAAUUGUCAUAAAUAUUAUAUGUUAGGAAUUAAGGACUAUAUUGUAAUAAACAUUGCUGUAAUAGUAAUUAAUAGCCUGCAUAGUAUUUCAAUUACUUAAACUUGUGGCUAAAUGUUUAUAUAGCUGCUGAUGUGUAAGUAGCUGAGUUGGCAUUUAGAUACAGCCUAUUAUAUAUCUAAUUGUAUUUAUGGAAAAAGAAGUAAUGAGAAAAUAUACUCUUUUUCCUA